GUGUGGAGUGUUCGAGACAUAGUUCGUUUAUGUUUAUACUUUGUGGUCUUUGUCUUGAUUGUGCUUGUCAAGUUUUGUGACAAAUAUUGUGAAAUAUUAAUUUGUUUAUUUAUUUUAUAGAAAAGCUAUAUAGGUUUAUAUAUUGUUUAAGUUUAUAUUUCAUAAACAACAUUGGUGUUUUGAACAGAAUUUCAAACUCAAAAUGACAUUAUCAAACGAAAAUACUGUAUCUUCGGGAGAUGCCGAACCUACGAAGGAAUCGCCUCGAAUUUUAAAGUUGAGUGGGCAUGUUGGUUUUGAUAGUCUACCCGAUCAGCUAGUGAACAAAAGUGUUCAAACUGGAUUUGUCUUCAAUAUUAUGUGCAUUGGCGAAACAGGUCUUGGCAAAUCAACAUUGAUGGAUACUUUGUUUAAUACAAACUUUGAAUCUCAACCGAGUCCCCAUUCUUUACCAAAUGUGAGACUAAAGGCUCAUACAUAUGAGUUGCAAGAAAGCAAUGUUAAACUAAAGUUGAAUUGUGACACUAUUGGUUAUGGUGACCAAAUUAAUAAAGAGGAUAGUUUUAAAGCAGUUGUUGAUUAUAUUGAUGCCCAAUUUGAGGCAUUUCUUCAAGAGGAAUUGAAAAUUAAAAGAUCUCUUGCAAAUUGCCCAGAUGGAAGAAUUCAUGUUUGCUUAUACUUUAUUUGCCCGACUGGACAUGGUUUGAAAUCCAUUGAUCUUGUUUGCAUGAAAAAACUUGAUACCAAAGUCAAUAUCAUUCCAAUCAUAGCAAAAGCUGAUACUAUUAGUAAAACAGAACUUCAAAAAUUUAAGGCUAAGAUUUGUCAAGAGUUGGAAGCAAAUGAUGUGCGUAUUUAUCAAUUUCCAACAGAUGAUGAAUCAGUGUCAGAAGUCAAUUCAUCUAUGAAUUCUCACUUACCUUUUGCUGUUGUUGGUUCAACUGAAUUUGUUCGAGUUGGAAAUAAAAUGGUGCGCUCUCGUCAAUAUCCAUGGGGAACUGUUCAAGUGGAGAAUGAAGCUCAUUGCGACUUUGUCAAGCUACGUGAAAUGUUAAUUCGUACCAAUAUGGAAGAUAUGAGGGAAAAGACACAUGGCAAACAUUAUGAACUUUAUCGUAAAAAACGUCUUGAACAAAUGGGUUUUACAGAUGUGGACAAUGAAAAUAAGCCUGUGAGUUUUCAACAAACUUUUGAAGCUAAACGCACCCAUCAUUUGCAAGAACUUCAACAUAAAGAGGAUGAAAUGAGACAGAUGUUUGUAGUUCGAGUUAAAGAGAAGGAAGCAGAGUUAAAAGAAGCAGAAAAAGAGUUACAUUCCAAAUUUGACAAAUUAAAGAAGGAUCAUGCUGAAGAAAAACGAAAACUUGAAGAAAAUCGUAAAAAUCUUGAAGAUGAAAUAAUAGAAUUUAAUCGAAGAAAACAUCAAAUGGCAAUGUCCCACAAUACGUUAACACUUGGAAAAAAUAAGAAAAAAUAA
Messenger RNA from Ctenocephalides felis (cat flea), 1477 nucleotides. RefSeq names its product septin-2-like. Gene Ontology annotation, cellular component: microtubule cytoskeleton; septin ring; cell division site. Gene Ontology annotation, biological process: cytoskeleton-dependent cytokinesis. Gene Ontology annotation, molecular function: molecular adaptor activity; GTP binding; GTPase activity. The record is from RefSeq and is a predicted model, not a curated record. Lineage: Eukaryota; Metazoa; Arthropoda; Insecta; Siphonaptera; Pulicidae.